Molecule: messenger RNA, 898 nt
Organism: Carcharodon carcharias (great white shark)
Lineage: Eukaryota; Metazoa; Chordata; Chondrichthyes; Lamniformes; Lamnidae
Product: proepiregulin-like
Exons: 5
Coding region: 112-666 (184 amino acids)
Biological process (GO): epidermal growth factor receptor signaling pathway; positive regulation of cell population proliferation; positive regulation of mitotic nuclear division
Source: RefSeq, a predicted model, not a curated record
UCUGUUCCAAACUCGGAGAGGGGAAAAUACUUCCUGGAUGCAGUAGUGGCACGGGAAAACUCUUGAACGCUCCAUUGUUUUUUCUACCUUGGCCCCCCCAGUUCCUGCGAUAUGGUCAGUAGCAGCAGCAGCAGCACCUGCACAGAAUGGACCCUUCUCCUCCUCCUAGAAUUUUGCCUUUAUCACCUCUGUGACAGCACAACAAUAAUCCCACGGUGUGUCCCAGGCCAGCUCGGUACUGAAUGCAACGCAACAGAGACGCCAGUAAUAAUUCCCCAGGCAGCUGAGGUGAAAAGAUCAAAGUGCCCUCCUUCAAUGGAAAGUUUUUGUCUUAAUGGAGACUGUGUGUACAUCCCACAUGAGAACAUACACUAUUGCAGGUGUGCGAAAGGUUUCAGCGGCGUCAGAUGCAUGCACUUUGAACUGGUUCAGCAACCAAUCAGCAAGGAGGAUGUGGCGCUGACAGUGGCUAUAACUUUCCUUGUGUUCGUGGGCCUGCUAAUUGCCUCUUAUCUGAUCUACAUGAGAUGCAGAAAGAACAGAUCCAAACAUCAACCACAUGACACAAGAGAGAAAAAUCCAACCACAGUUGAAUCUAAAGAGCCAUUCUUGGGGCUGAACACGUUACCUCCAAGCACAGCAUUUCAGAACAUGCUUUACUGUUAAACACAGUCAUUAAUUUAAAGUAUUUAAAGUAAUUGCACUAAAUGGUGAUAGUAAUGAUGGUAUUAUGGGCCACCUUCAGCCACAGGUGUAUGGGUGCUCCUCAUUUCCUGAUUUCCAACCUGAAUGAUGUGGUUCUAGUUUUAGUCUCGAUUCUCCUUCUCAGAUGGAAUUCCUGCACUGCAGAAAUUCACCAAGGCUCCUUAGACAGCACCUUCCAAACCCACGACUACUA